Messenger RNA from Didymosphaeria variabile, 750 nucleotides. RefSeq lists its product as uncharacterized. The record is from RefSeq and is a predicted model, not a curated record. Lineage: Eukaryota; Fungi; Ascomycota; Dothideomycetes; Pleosporales; Didymosphaeriaceae. The transcript is spliced from 3 exons. Gene Ontology annotation, cellular component: plasma membrane. Gene Ontology annotation, molecular function: acetate transmembrane transporter activity. The coding region runs from base 1 to 750 and encodes 249 amino acids.
AUGUCCGUAUCUGCAGGCGAACGACAUAGCGAGAAGCGCCUCAAAGUCUCCGAACAGACACCCGGAGUUCAGAUCUUCCUCCAACCCAUUGCGCCGCCUGCAGCUCUCGGACUGGCGGGUUUUGCCGGCUCCACAUGGAUCACAUCAAGUUACAUCGCGAACUGGUGGGGCAAUGCUGAGUCGCCGACCAUCUUCUUUCCCUUCAUCGAAAUGUUCGGCGGCGUGGCCCAGUUCAUUGCCGGCAUUUACGGCUUCAAAGCGCGAGACACACUCGUGACCGCCGCGGGAGCCAUCGACACCCACGACAUCCACACACAUUUCCCCGAACUCGCCUUCUGGUUCAUCACCCUCGCGGUCUUCACCUGGUCAUGCGCCCUCGCCGCUACGGCCCGAGAUCUUGUACUCUGCGGCUGUCUCUUCUCCCUCGCAAUCGGUUCCACCAUCGCAUGCUGCCUGUUCGCCUACAACGGCGACACCUCCACUACUUCUGGCUCCGGCGACGGCAUGAAAGGAGGUGUCACUAACGGCAUCAAGGCUGCGAGCUAUUUCUGGAUGCUGUCCGCGUUGUUCGCGUGGUGGCGCGUAACGGUGUAUUUGGUUGAAGAGGCGUACGGGCCGAACCAUGUCACUGUGAAGUUCUUCCCGAUUGGAAGGGUGCCGAUGGAGAAGAGGGCGCCGUUUCUUAUCCCUGGGUUGGGCGAGCCGGGUGUUAAGAGGGGUGUGCCGAAGCCGAUGCCGGUGGAUGUUUGA